Messenger RNA from Mycosarcoma maydis (corn smut), 2031 nucleotides. RefSeq lists its product as uncharacterized. The transcript has a single exon. Gene Ontology annotation, biological process: protein phosphorylation. Lineage: Eukaryota; Fungi; Basidiomycota; Ustilaginomycetes; Ustilaginales. Gene Ontology annotation, molecular function: ATP binding; protein kinase activity. Bases 1 to 2031 code for a protein of 676 amino acids. The record is from RefSeq and is a predicted model, not a curated record.
AUGGCCUCGCUCAUUCCACCGAAGAAACCGCGCAAGCCGGGCAUGCCCAAGCUCACCAUCCCAACAAGACCCACUUCCUCUUCUUCGGCUCCCAGCGGCUCACUUGCAUGCGAUGACGCUCCUUUUGAUGCUGCUUCUGCGGCAAAGGCUCAGCCAGGUCACCCAUCUCAGCGACCACAACCUUCAUUGAUAAUUCCACAGCAUUCCACAUCCUCAUUAUCUCUCGGAGGUCACGCAUACCAGGAUGAGGGCUACGAGGACGGCCAUCCCGGCGUCUUCAAUACCACGGCUUCCACCAUCUACCCAGACACGGUUCCGCAUCUCACCAACUCUCAGAUGUACACUGCAAUCACAGAUGACCUACGGCGUGCUAUCGGAGGCAUGUCCAUCACCGACUCGGAUGGUGAGCGCCUGGAUGCCAGCGGGCUCAGGAUCCCAGUCACAGGCGGCAAAUCUUCGUCUCACGGCUACUGGAUGACGAAUGACUCGGCGACCGCGAGUAUCAACGCAGACGGCACAGAACCAAAUGGCGCAGACGUAUCGUCGCAGCCAUCUCAGUCUCGAACAAGGACCGACUCGAGCGCUUCAGCAGCAUCGACACGAGCGAGCAACCAAGGUGGACAUGACGAUGAACUCGUCUUGGCAGGCAACUUUGAGAUGCUCUCUCGACUUGGAGAAGGCGCCAGCGGUGAAGUGCACAAGGUUCGCCAUCGCCCUACAGGUCUCAUCAUGGCCAAAAAGACCAUAUCCACUUCUCCCAACCCAGCAAUCCACCGACAGAUUCUGCGUGAGCUUGCUUUCAACCGCUCCUGUCAUUCGGACUACAUCGUACGAUACUAUGGAGCUUUUCUCGAGGAACAAGAUACCUCGAUUGCCAUCUGUAUGGAAUAUGCAGAAGCUGGCUCGCUAGAUGCCAUCUACAAGAAAGUCAAGAGCCGCAAUGGCCGAACGGGAGAAAAGGUACUCGGCAAGGUGGCCGAGUGUGUUCUCAAGGGAUUGAGCUACCUGCACGAACGCAAGAUCAUCCAUCGUGAUAUUAAGCCCAGCAACAUCGUCGUCACGCGCCAAGGUCAGAUCAAAUUGUGCGAUUUCGGUGUGUCUGGCGAGCUGAUCAACUCGGUUGCCGGUACUUUUACGGGCACAAGCUUCUACAUGGCGCCCGAGAGGAUCCGAGGCUUGGCGUAUACCAUCACUUCCGACGUUUGGUCGCUUGGCCUCACUAUCCUGGAAGUGGCAAGCAAUCGGUUCCCCUUCCCUGCUGAAGGUGAGCCGCCGCUGGGACCAAUCGAUCUGCUCUCGUACGUGGUCAACAUGAAGGUGCCCGAGCUGCAGGAUGAUGAGAAGGCUGGCGUCAAAUGGUCCAGAGCUCUGCGUGACUUUAUCGAGCGUUGCCUCGAAAAGGAGCCUACCAAGCGACCCGGUCCCCACAAGAUGAUCAGUCAUCCUUUCAUCCGCAAAUCCGAGACGCGACAGCCGCAGCCCGACAUUGCCAAAUUUGUUGCAGACGUCUACGGUUGGAGCUAUCUGCCGAGUUCGAUCGCCAACCAACAGGAACAGACGCCCACGCAGGCGACAACUAAGAGCGCAACAUUGGGCAGGAUCCCAAGCGUGCGUUCUGCGCCUGUCGCAACAGCCGCUUUGACUGCUAUGACGAAUGAUCAACCGAUCCCGGUACCCAUACCGACAUCGGUGACGGCGACGGCAACAGCGACAGCGACACAGUUCGGUGCUCCGCCAUGUAUCGCACCAGCAACACAGGCUUCUAGAUCGAUAGGAGCACCGAGUGACAGACUACGUACACUUCCCAAGAUCUCGGUAACAAUCGACGAGCAAGCCCGCACAGAGCCGACCAACGAACCGCCAGAGGAGUCAGCUGGUACGCAAGCUGCUUCCUUUGGCAUAAGGCCACGAUCGCAUAGCCAGGCUCGAAGUCAAGAGGAGCGACUAGCAGCUAGACUGCGAGAGGCUGAUAUUGGGCUGGUGGGUAGCCCUACGACAACCACAGAUGAGGAUGAAGCUGGACGCGCCUAG